UCCGCUACUUCGGUCGCUGCUUCAUCAACCCCUGCUUCGUCUGCUAUGCCCUCGUCGGCCGCUCCUUCUUCAGUGGCCCCCUCCUCGGUCUACUCCUCGGUUGCUAUCUCAAGCUCCUCAACCAAGAGUGGUACCAGUGAGUCUACCAACCUCCCCAACCCUCUGCCUCCAUUUGCUAAUUCCUCCUCCUCCUCCUCAGGACCCACUAUGAUUCCCUCAAACCCAUUUUUCAACCCCUCAGGCCAACUUCCCAGCUUCGUCACAGUCACCAACUACGUUACCAUGUCCGAUGUUGCUCACAAGCAGCAAGGCACUAAGACUACGACUGAGUUCGUUACCUCCUACGUUACUGCCCCAGCUCCCACUGUGGUUGUUCCCGCAAGCUCCGUGGCUCCUGCUAUCGAUGGUCUGCCCACGAUCGUCGCUGUCCCUGACGCAGCUGGCAACGCUGGUCUGAUCGGAAGAUUCGCUCGCCGCUAAUCCUCCCCUC
Messenger RNA from Aureobasidium pullulans EXF-150, 490 nucleotides. RefSeq lists its product as uncharacterized. The record is from RefSeq and is a predicted model, not a curated record. The transcript has a single exon. Lineage: Eukaryota; Fungi; Ascomycota; Dothideomycetes; Dothideales; Saccotheciaceae. The coding region runs from base 46 to 480 and encodes 144 amino acids.